This is a messenger RNA of Pocillopora meandrina, 1541 nucleotides long. Lineage: Eukaryota; Metazoa; Cnidaria; Anthozoa; Scleractinia; Pocilloporidae. The record is from the annotation of a GenBank genome assembly.
AUGGAAUACAAUCAUUUGUUUCACAAAGUAGUCACUUUGGAUGUGCAUCACAAUGUUUCAACUGCAUACUGGAAGUUUUCUUCAGAUGAUAAGGUAGACUGAGUAUCUGUCUCAUUAGAAACUGUUCUGCUCAGCUGUAAUUGGAUGGAAUCUUACACCUUGAUUGGUGCAUUUCGAUGAAAUGUUCUCUCAGUGGUCCCCUGUCAUGGCUCCCCUGCUGUUGUGUGUCUUGAUUGUUGGCAUCCCAGCUUCUGCGAUCUCUAUUCCACUGUCCUUAUUGAUGUUGUUAUGGCUUAGUGGACUUAUAGGACAUUUUUAAGACUUAAGAAGCAAAAUAAUAGUUCCAUAAUAAAUCCCUUGAUACUGUAUUGCCCCAUGCACACCAACAAACAUUUUGUGUAUGUACAUGUUGGUCAAGGUAAUUAGAGGUCAACCACAGCCUCUCUUUAGAGGCAACCAUGAAAUACAGUAAUAACCUUUAAUUAAGUUGAGGUGAAUUGAUUCACAGAGAUUACAUACGAUUGAUUGCUUGAAUUAUCUUGUAUGGUUUGUGUCAAAAUGUGAAGGCUACAUGUCUUUACUUUAUUACCUUGCAGUUUGUGAAAUGAAGGGCAUUGGUCUGGUUACUGGUGGUGCAAUUCCUGACAGCAGCUUCACAGCCUCAUCAUAUUAUAAUAAUAGAUAUAAACCUUCUUAUGCCCGACUGAAUGGAAAUAAUCGAGGUUGGGCACCCAAGACUACAACCAAUCCUGCUGACUUCUUACAAAUUGACCUGCUGCAUAACUAUGUCAUCUGUUCUGUUGCUACACAAGGAGCUAAAGGUAUCAAUGAGUGGACAACAAACUACAAGAUCCAGUUAUCAUUGGAUGGUACUACAUUUUUUACCUAUAAAGAAAACAAUACUGACAAGGUAGAGGGCUAAAUUAUUCCCCUCCUUUCCCCCAAUAUGAAACAGCAUGAAGUAGUUGCGAUUAAGUACAAGUCAUCCUGACUAAGUCAUAUUGACCAUUACAUUCAGUUCAUCAAUGUAACUCACCUCUUUCUUCUUUCAAAAAUGUAGGAGACAUUUGAGAAAAUUAUACAGCUAGAAAUAUUACAGACAGUUUACUACAGAGGAAUAGCCAUUUUUUCUUAAAGUAUAUGUACCUCUCACCUAAGUUGUUUCACAAAAAUAUUAUUUCAACUUAUAAUACUUGGACAUAUGCACAUUUUAUGGUAGAUUUUUAAUGAAAGAAACAAUAAGUAUUUUAAUUGUGGUAGACAUUUAAGACAUGUAUCUAUAUAGAAGUCUACCCAUAUCGAAGGAGAAGGUUGUAGCACAGCUGAUACAUUGAUACAUAUGGUAACUAAUGAUGCAAUUAUUUUGCAUUUUAUGCAACAAACUACAGAUAUUUAAUGGAAAUUCAAACCGAAAUGGCAUCAUAAAAAACAGUCUACAGGAAUUUGCAAGUGCAAAGUUUAUCCGCUUCUGGCCAACAGCGUAUCUUGGUUGGAAGGCUCUAAGGGUGGAAGUUUAUGGAAUAGUUCCAACUAAAGGUAAU